Molecule: messenger RNA, 5418 nt
Organism: Electrophorus electricus (electric eel)
Lineage: Eukaryota; Metazoa; Chordata; Actinopteri; Gymnotiformes; Gymnotidae
Source: RefSeq, a predicted model, not a curated record
GCUGCUUUGAUAAAAGAAUCCGAUUUUUAAAUUUUUAAUUUUUUUGGUGCACAGUCCCAUUAUCAUCUCAGUUCUCCCAGUCCCCACGCUGCGGUCAGCGCGCACCGUUUGUUUCUGGUUCGAUACCGCAUAACGGCACGUGGGGGGGGGGGGGCGAUCGUCUUUAUUGAUUCCGUUUCCCUAAAUUAACCGAUUACGCACCAUUCCUUCGAGACGAACCACACGGUAACGGCGUAGGAAGUGACGUGUCGGAGACGGACGGAGGAAGUUUGUGUGGUGGCGCUGGGAGGGAGGAAAGUUUUCCCGGAGCGGCCGAGCGGAGCGGGAAUAACGCACAGGAGGAAUAACGCACUUUAACGCUCGAAUGAAGAGGAGGGAGUCGGACUGAUCUGCCCGUGUUCUCUCUUUCUCUCUCGCCCUCUCUCUCCCUGCUCGGCUGAGAUGGGGAAGGAGCAGGACUUGCUCGAGGCUGCGCGCACCGGGAAUCUUGGCGCCGUGGAAAAGCUCCUGUCUGGGAAAAGGCAGUCGGCUGGAGGCGGCGGCGGAACGGGAACCGGCGGCGGCGGCCAACACGGCGCUUCUUCCCACCCGCUGUCGAGUUUGCUCAGCAUCUGGAGGGUUCCCAACGUGAACUGUGUGGACAGUAAUGGAUACACACCCCUCCAUCACGCUGCCCUGAAUGGCCACAGUGACGUGGUGGAGCUGUUGCUAAGGAACGAGGCGCUGGCCAACGUUGCUGACAGUAAAGGCUGUUAUCCGCUCCACCUGGCAGCAUGGAAGGGAGAUCAGUACAUCGUCAGACUCCUGAUCCAUCAGGGCCCGUCCUACCCCAAACUCAACGAGCAGAGUUCUCUAGACCCCAGAGAGUUCAAACGCAGUGGCCCAUUUGACCCCUAUAUUAAUGCCAAGAAUAACGACAACGAGACCCCGUUGCACUGUGCGGCCCAGUACGGCCACUCCGAGGUGGUGCGCCUGCUCUUGGAGGAGCUUACCGACCCCACCAUGAGGAACAACCGCUUCGAGACGCCGCUGGACCUGGCGGCGCUCUACGGCCGCCUGGACGUAGUCAAGCUGCUGCUGUGUGCCCACCCCAACCUGCUAAGCACCAACACGCGCAAGCACACGCCGCUGCACCUAGCCUCCCGCAAUGGCCACCUGCCAGUGGUGGAGGUGCUGCUCGCUGCCGGCAUGGACAUCAACUACGAGACGGAGAAAGGCAGUGCCCUCCAUGAAGCUGCCCUUUUUGGGAAGACAGAUGUGGUCCAGAAACUCCUCAGUGCGGGUAUCAACGUGAACAUUGUGGACAGUAAGAACCUAACAGCACUGGACAUUGCGAAGGAAAUGCCCUCUCAGAAGAGUAGACAAAUCGCAGCACUCAUCCAGGCUCAUAUGAGUGGUCAUGCACCCAACCUCGCCCUUCCACCUCCACCUGUACCUCCACCCCAGGAGAACCUGAGCCCCCGGAGGAAAGGUGAAGUGGAGCAGCAGGUGUGUGAGCUGAUGUCGGGUCUGGCACCGGUGUGUGUGGAGGAGAGUCCAUACGAGUCUCUGUUUGAAGCCACAUCUUGCCACUCCCUGGACAGCCUGGGCAGCGGCAAGUCCUCUGACCGAGAUUCCGGACGGCCGGACAGCGAGGCAGGCAGGUUGAUUUCAAAAGAUCGGCGCCUCCCUGCGUCUCGUCUCGUCCCCGGACACGAGGAAGAGCUGAGCUCCGAGGCUGCUCACACCAGCAGCAGUGUGGACGAGAGAGUGAACGAGGACGAAGACCACACGUACGAGACCCUGCACACUGCCCAGACCAAACACCCCGAUAAGGACUCUAACUCCAAGUCUUCCAACAGCCUCCUACUUCAGCAGCGGAAAGCUACCCCACCCUGUGACCUUCGACCUCCAGCCCCAAACACAUUGAAGCCCCCAGGGCCUUCUGUCAGCACAGCACGGCCUCCAGCAGAGAACUCCUCGAGUGCUCAGGACCUCGGCGCCGGUGUCCCGGAGCAGUUCACUGGCCUCCUGCACGGGUCCUCGCCCGUUGUUGACAGUCGCGAGGGGGAGGCGCCCUUCACGGUGCCCCCCUCCGGAGUCCCGUCCAGCCGGAGCUCCAACACACUGCGCUCCAAGGCCUCCGUUCUCUCGUCCUCCUCGUCUGUCGCCAUGGCGUCCAUCCUCCAGGACCCCGACCCCAAAGCCAUUUACGCCACCGUCAACAAGGAAGCACGCGAUUCGCCGGUUCGCGACUCGGUGAGGGCGCGCCCGCCCGGCGACCUAAAGCUGCUUCGCAGCCUCUCCAAAUCGGACUCGGACCUGCUGGUGUCUCCGCCCGCCGACGAGGAGGCGGGGCUGGCCAACCGCAGCGAGUCUGUUUCCAACUGCAGCACCACCAAGAGGAGACUGGAGAAAUCGCCGUCGUUCGCAUCGGAGUGGGACGAGAUUGAGAAGAUCAUGACGUUAAUCGGAGCAGGCAUUGACUUCUCCAAAGACCCAGAGAGCACCACGUCAGGCGCGGUGGGACGUCUCCUGCAGCAGUCGGUGGGGGACUGGCUGGAGCACGUCGGCCUGCCGCAGUACGAGAGCAAGCUGCUGCUCAACGGCUUUGACGACCUGCGCUUCAUGGGGAGUAAUGUGAUGGAGGAGCAGGAUCUGAGAGAGAUUGGGAUUACAGAUGCAGCACACAGGAGAAAACUCCUAAAUGCAGCUCGCACUCUGCCAAAGGUGAAAACUCUCGGCUGUGAUGGCAGUACAUCUCUGUCCUCUUGGCUCGACUCGUUGGGUCUGACUGAGUACCUGCCGAGCUUCCUCACCAGCGGCUACCGCACACUCGACUGUGUGAAGAACCUGUGGGAGCUCGAGAUCGUCAACGUACUGAAGAUCUCUCUGCUGGGACAUAGAAAAAGGAUUAUUGCAUCGUUAGCUGAACGACCUUAUGAAGAACCUCCAGUUAAACCCCCUCGUCUGUCUCAGAUCAGAUGUCCUGAGCUGACGUCUCAGUCCUCGUCUCCAGUGAGUCUCUCCGACCUCUACAAACACCGCUCCAUGGACCCUCUGCUUCCUGCCAGUGAAUCUGGGAGGAGACGGUUGGAUAUGGACAACGACCUGGCAGUCAAACCCCGACCGAGCGACAGAGCAGAGACGCAGGAGAGGUAUGAGGAGCGCCACCAUGAACCCCGCUUGACCUUACGACCCCCGAGCCUCGCGGCGCCCUGUGCCCCCGUACAGAACUGGCACCACCAGCCCGAGAAACUUAUCUUCGAGUCGUGUGGUUACGAGGCAAACUAUUUGGGCUCUAUGCUUAUUAAUGAGCUGAGAGGAGUUGAGUCCACGCAGGAUGCAUGUGCUAAGAUGAGGAGGUCUACAGAGCAGAUGAGAAAAGUCCCUACCAUUUUUCUCUCCAUCACAUAUAAGGGAGUGAAGUUCAUCGACGCUGCCAACAAGAACAUCAUUGCGGAACACGAGAUCAGGAACAUCUCGUGUGCAGCUCAGGAUCCCGAGGACCUCUGCACAUUUGCUUACAUCACGAAAGAUCUGCAGACAAGCCAUCACUACUGCCAUGUGUUCAGUACGGUGGAUGUGAACCUGACCUAUGAGAUCAUUCUGACACUGGGACAGGCAUUUGAGGUGGCCUAUCAGCUGGCUCUACAGGCCCAGAAGACCAAACAGCAGCAGAAUUUGUCGGGAGGGGCGGGCUCAGAGAUAAUCGACACGAAGAGCAGCAGACCGGUCCCUAAACCACGUGGGAAUACACGCAAGUCAGGAGUGGACUCUAUGGAUACGGACGACUCGUCCUCUCACAGCAGUGCUCUCUGGCUCCUGGACCCCAAAGAUCCCAAACGCACCGUCAGUACAAACAGACGUCGACCACAGUGAGGCGCUGUUGGAGAACUUUUUUUUUUUUUUUUUCCCUUAAAAGCCCUCCCGUCUGAAGAGGAAUGAAACGACCUCCAGAGACUGAGAAGAGCGAGAGGACGGAGUGGAGACGGCCGCGGACAAAAGGUGGACACCGAAGACGCCUGCUGUUCUCUCUCUCUUACCUCAGCGUGGACAGAUUGGUCCCUCUCCAAGUUCAGGAAUUCACACUAACUGGCAUGUCCGUGCAGCCACCGAGCGGGCGGGACGGCAGGUGCGGUCACGCGGUCAGCGAAGGGCAUGCAGCUCACACGUUCCGGGACGUCACCUGAACUGCCGUCAGACCCGGGCUGAGCACUGUGAUGAAGACGCAGAUGUCCACGGUGGGUGUUUGCCUGCCCGAUUCCCAAUUACCUGAACCGGACGCCUGUCGAAAACUCUAAGAGCUGCCCAAGUGGAACGUCUGCUCAGAAAACUUUAUUGUGUCAGGGGGACAGCACGCCUACUGUAGAGCUGACCACAUGGUGCACGUUUAAUCUGGACUAGUGCACAGACUCCCGCCAUUGUAGAAGUGUCACUUAAACAUGGUGUGUUGGACUGGUUUGAGUUUUGCCUGGACUGGAAGAUAGCAAUGUACUUCCCUUUGGCUUCAGGUAUCUGUGAACUCUCUUCUGCAACACACACACACACACAUAACACACACACACACACACACACACACCAAAACACAGCAGCAACACAUGCAUUUUGACUCCAAAUUUGCCAAAUAGCUGUGGAUACAGAGAGUAGAUGUGAGGAGGUCUUCCCUCUAUGUGGAGGGUCCAUCUCUGUGUGCGAGCACAACGCCUGGGCCGUGCUCAGUAACCUAAACACCCUGCAAUCCCUUCCACAGUAAACCACGUGGGAAGGGGAAAGAUCAGGAGUGAUCUAACAUGGAGGAAGAGAAUGUCCAGAACCAUCAGAUAUGUGUACCUGGACUGGUCCCCACACUGUCUUUGUUGAGGUUUUGCAGUUUUCCAUCUUUAAUACCUCCUUCCAUGUCUUCCUCUAGAAGUGUGUGUGUGUGUGUGUGUGUGUGUGUGUGUCUUUCAGAGGUUAAACAACUUGGGAACUCCAGCCUGGCUAUAAACACCAUCGGUUUGGGGUGUGUGUGGUGUGGGGUUGUGGGGGUGUGUGAAGGCGAGUCCGAAGCGAUCGGGGUGGGGGGCAUCUCUCUCUGCAGUCAGCAUAAACCCUCCCCUAUGGGUAGAAGUAGAAACAGCAUCCUCUGGUCCUUUACUCAUCUCACACUCUCACACUCGCAUCACACACACACACACACACACACACACACACACACAUACACAUACAUGCAUACAUACAUACACACAGACACUCAGUGCUGUAGCUCAGAGGGGCCACAGUCACACUGUCUGCUGAUCCCCUGUAGUCCACAGCCUGGCAAUCACCUGCUUGGGUCUGAGAACAAUGUGAACUUUCCUAGGGCAGAUAACCUGAUUACCUCUCCUCACUCCUCUCUCACCCCUUACCUCACUCCAUCACUCCUCUCUAUCACACCUCUCACCUAUUCUCACUCCU